Messenger RNA from Soboliphyme baturini, 621 nucleotides. The record is from the annotation of a GenBank genome assembly. NCBI's taxonomy places the organism in Eukaryota, Metazoa, Nematoda, Enoplea, Dioctophymatida, Soboliphymatidae.
AUGGCUUCUUCGCUGUACGUUGUGUGUCUGUUGACACUUCAGCUUCACUUCUUGAGGUCUUGGGCGACUGGUGCGAUGACGACGUCUGAAAAGUUCACCGAAAACGGCGUGGUCCCUGAUGUAGUAUCGACUUCACCAGCAAAUCUGUUGGAAGUGAAAUACGCCGGCGACCUCGUUGUUGACUUGGGAAACACUCUGAAACCGUCGCAGGUUAAGAACGAACCGGUGCACAUUAAAUGGCCAACGGAAAGCGGCGCGUUGUAUACCGUCAUCUUUACCGAUCCUGAUGCACCUUCCCGUAAAAAUCCGACAUUCCGUGAGUGGCGUCAUUGGUUGAUCGUCAACGUGCCGUCAAGUGGGGACAUCUCUCAGGGUGAGGUCUUGACACCAUACAUGGGAUCGAUGCCACCUGCUGGGACAGGAUUGCAUCGAUACGUGUUUCUGGUUUACAAGCAGCCAGGUAAGAUUCACGAUGAUAAAUAUGGUCGUCGAUCUGAUCGUGCGAAAUGGAGCGCCGCGAAAUUUGCGGCCGAACAUAACCUUGGAUCUCCGGUGGCAGGAAAUUUUUUUCAGGUGAUCUUUACUGAAUAUCUGAUGAAAGUGUAUCAGCCAUCAAUUUAG